AUGGCGGAAGUAUCUUUAGAUCCAGUCCUUCGGGCAUUCUGGGAACGGUUCCCAUGUCCGCCAUCUUGGAAUAAUGACCUGUUGUUCCGGACUAAUUGGACUUCCUGUGUUGCCCCUAGUGUAGGGGAAAGGAUUAUUGUGUUCAUGGCGGAUAAAUGUGGAAUCAAAAAUCUACCUAGUCAUAUUACCCCACCACCCAGAGCAGGUGCCCCUGGGGAUAUCUUAGAAGACGCUUGUUCUUUAAAUUGUAAAAUUAUUGUGGCACUAGUGUGUGUUCUCUUUGUGAUAUUUACUGUGACUGGAAUUAUUAUUAUUAUCUAUAGGAAAAGAAAAUGUAAAAGGAAAUCGAGUCCGCCCCAUCCGUCGUCUGGUGAUAAAAUGUUCACGUCUGGUAUCAAUAACAGCAGACGUCAGGCACCAACUAGCAUUCCGGCCUCAGCCUCCCUGGGUGAUCAAAAUCAAAAUCCUUUACUUCGUCGUCCUUUACCACCAUUACCAAAUAACUGUCAUUUCGCUAAUUAUCGAAUACUCCCGGAUGGAGACAAUUCUUCAUCUUGUGCCAGUCAUAGCACAGGAGGACAUUCUCCAGUGUACGAAUAUAUAGACGAUCCUAGUGUGCAUUAUGGGUGUCAACCGUGUCACACAUGUCAUAGACAUUCAAGAGAAAUAGGAUGCGUAGCAUGUGUUCCUACGCGGCAGAAUUGCGACCGAAAUAGUUCUCAGGAUUUAAUCCGAUUUAGCUUCGGACAUCCAGGUUAUAACGACGAUCCUGGCGAUGAAAUUUGGUUUGAUGAACAAGGGAGACAAUACAACGCUCCAUGGAAUGAUAGACAAUUGAUAAACAUGUUUAAGAAUGUCAACCAAAAUGACCCGCGGAUUCGAGACGUCGUACCUCCUCGCAGAUCUCAAAGUGGACAUAGAUUGUCGAGAGAUUCUCGUGAAAUGAUGCCAGUUUGUGGUUGUCAAGAACGUUAUCAGCGCGAACAUAAUUACCGAGGUGAUAUGGAUGGCGGUCGUAUUCCUCAUAGUCUUUCCAACGAAACUCAAUUUGUGAACCUUCCAAACGACGGAUCUGGCGUAACAAUUCAUUAUAAUCCGAGAAAUUCACAAGGAUUCCAAGAUGGCCGACGUCGAGCGCCGUCUAGGGGAAAUAGUUCUCAUAGACUAAGUCGUCCAGAAAUGCCUUUAUCGCCAUCAGGUGACCGAUUGUCUUCACGUGAAGGAACUGACAGAAGGCCGAUUCCUGCUAUUCAUACGGAUUAUUUUUCCUCUGACGCGUGA
Molecule: messenger RNA, 1281 nt
Organism: Lottia gigantea (owl limpet)
Lineage: Eukaryota; Metazoa; Mollusca; Gastropoda; Lottiidae
Exons: 3
Coding region: 1-1281 (426 amino acids)
Source: RefSeq, a predicted model, not a curated record